AUGACAGAACCCACUGCUCAGCUGGUGCGUUCAAAUACUUCAGGUAUUCAAUCUUUACCUCCUACACUUGAUCAGAACAACUUCAGAAGAGUGAAGCGCACGGAAGACAACGCUCCCUAUCCAAUUCCUGGACUUGCCACAAACUUUCUCCACAUGCGAGUGAGAGAGGGAAGCAAGAUUCGCAAUCUGCUGCGGUUCGCAACAGCUCGCAUGCAAAGCGAGGGCCGGGACGGCUACGAAGGGUCUCCGAGGCAGGUGGUCUUCACAGGCUCGGACAGAGGGGUCACCAAGACGAUCACCUGUGUGGAGAUCCUCAAACGGAAAGUGGAAGGGCUCCACCAGGUUUCCAAGCUCUACUACAAGACCGUGGAUGAGGUUUGGGAAGGAUCGCAACACGGAGUGUCGGGUAUAACCGUGCAGAGGACAGUCCCUGCCAUCUGCAUCCUGCUCUCCAAAGACCCUCUCAAUCCCCAGGAGCCCGGAUACCAGCCUCCCCAAUCAGCCAGUGCUCCCACAGAGGAUGCUGGGAUAUGCAAAGGCACGCUCAGAUUGCUGCAUUGCCCCACGUCACCCAAGAGACUCUGCUUUGAAGAGCUGACUAAAUAUGAUCCAUGA
This is a messenger RNA of Syngnathoides biaculeatus (alligator pipefish), 615 nucleotides long. It is a transcript of the gene rpp25a, whose product is annotated as ribonuclease P and MRP subunit p25, a. Gene Ontology annotation, molecular function: RNA binding. Bases 1 to 615 code for a protein of 204 amino acids. The transcript has a single exon. Gene Ontology annotation, biological process: tRNA 5'-leader removal. The record is from RefSeq and is a predicted model, not a curated record. Gene Ontology annotation, cellular component: ribonuclease MRP complex. NCBI's taxonomy places the organism in Eukaryota, Metazoa, Chordata, Actinopteri, Syngnathiformes, Syngnathidae.